This is a messenger RNA of Schistosoma intercalatum, 1268 nucleotides long. The record is from the annotation of a GenBank genome assembly. Lineage: Eukaryota; Metazoa; Platyhelminthes; Trematoda; Strigeidida; Schistosomatidae.
CUGGAAGGCAGUUCGGGGUUCUUUCAAAUCUCAAGGACGGCAUGCAAACUUUUUGAUAGAUUUAGGUCAUCUUUUUAUCAACUGCUUUUCAUAUGGACACAAAAAAACUUCCCGAGAGGUUCUUCAGGAAGAAGGCAGAGUCCUUCAACCGAAAGGUUAAAUAUGCUAAACAAAGUGUCACUCAGGUAGCGGCACUACACAAUGUAUUGCCUGGCUAUCUUGAGAAGGAAGAUGAAAAUGAGAUAAUCACUCAAGAUGCUAUGUUGAAAGAAGUUGAUAUUGGUUCCGCAACUAAGCGUUUUGAUGUUAAACUACAGUAUGGACCGUAUGCGAUUGAUUAUUCACGAAACGGCAGAUUUUUAGCCCUGUGUGGUAAAUCAGGUCACAUAGCGGCAUUCGACUGGAUGGUGAAGAAGCCUCUUUUUGAGAUCACUGUCUCUAACGAAUGCAAGGAUGUUAAGUUUCUUCACCAAGAAACGUUCGUUGCCGUUGCAGAGAAAAGAUAUGUUUCCAUAUAUGACAAUCAAGGCUUAGAAGUACAUUGCUUGAAAAAACUGAGUGGGAUAUUACGAAUGGAAUUUCUCCCGUAUCAUUUCCUUCUGGUGUCUUCCUCUGACAAUGGAUUUCUUUAUUACCUAGACUGUUCUAUUGGUACGAUUGUCGCUUCAAUACCUACAUAUAUGGGGCGCCUUGGUGUUAUGUGUCAAAACCCUUCUAACGGAGUUAUUUGCACAGGACACAACGAUGGUGUUGUAUCUAUGUGGGUACCUUCAGAGAAGUCAUACGUUAUCAAAAUGUUCGCCCACCCAACUGCCAUUACUUCGAUUGCUUGCGACCAAACUGGAAGCUACUUGGCAACCUGUGGAGUUGACCGAAAACUAAAGAUUUGGGACUUGAGAUCUACUUAUGAUCCUCUUUCCGAAAUCUUGCUGCCUAUGUCUGCUUCAACAAUUAAUUUCAGUCAGAAAGGUUUAUUAGCAUUGGGUGCUGCUAAUACCGUACAGAUUUUACGUGACCCCCAUUCCAUUCCACCGUCCAAUGCAUCAAAAAUCUUUGAAACCAUUUCACCUAAUGUUAACCGACGAGUAAUUUCGAAUACUUACCUUUCUCACUAUGCGGUUCAUCCAGUUUAUCGUGUACGCUUUUGUCCUUAUGAAGACGUUUUAGGAGUAGGUAGUUCCGCUGGGAUUUCAUCCAUUCUUUGUCCUGGGAGUGCGGAACCUAAUUAUGAUGGUUUAGAAGAAAAUCCUUUUGUAGGCACUUUCUAG